AUGACGACCCACCAAACUAGCAUUUGUGAACAAGCACUCACUCAGAGUGAUAAGACCCUAGGAGUGUCUUCCAAAGAGAAGAACAUCUGUAAUGACCGAUUUGAAAAACUUGUGGAAACCCUCACUGAAUAUGGGUGCAGAAGUGCUACGGAGACUUUCCUGAUCGUUGCGACGGAGAACGAAGAAUCUGCUUCUCGCGCUGAUCUGAUGAAUCGAAUCAAUUCAGAUGGAGUGUACAAAAAUCAUAUUCAGUCUUUUUUGACAAGGACUUUCGAGGGUGUCAGUAGACAUUAUGAGAAUGAACAUCAUGCUGAUACUGAUCGAAUGGAAGCUUUGGAGAAUCUCGAAUUUAGCAUUGAACGAAAUUACCCAAAAGGUAUCACAGAGCUGGGUGUCAGUUCUCGUCAGAUGUAUCGAGAGAUACUGGCACGAUUGGUGUCUAGACCCAAACCUGACUCAGAUGAUGAAAGCGAAUCGUGGAAAUAUAAUCAAGCUUUUGAUUACUCUACGUGGCACACCGAUGUUGGUCAAGUGCCUCUCGCUUUCCCAUCUCCGCUGACCAACGCUGUGGCAGAAAGGGGAAUCCCACAAGUUUCGCUACGCCUAUUCCAAGACCUUUCAAGUAAGCUCUCAAGAUAUUUAAAUACUGCCCCUGGGGAAAAUUCAUCGAUCCAACUUCCCUUCAGAGGUCUAUGGUCCACUAGAGAUUGGGCAAAAAUCACUGAAACCAUGCAACCCAAGGUGCUUGAUAGAUUCAAUUCUGUACUGAAAGAAAAAUGGCACGAGAAGACCGCAAAGGAUCUGAACAGCAAUGGAUCACUUUUGGAACUGUCAGUUGACCUUGAAGUCACUCCGUCUGAGCUUACCACCACCACCCCUCCUGAAGUAGGAUCGGUGAGAGAGCGAUUCGGUUUCAAUGAGGAUAGCAUCAAAGUCAGGAUUGCCUCUGGUGACGGUUUCUUCAAGGAGAUCGAUCCGCCCAGUUCGGAGAAGUUGAGUGAAUUUGUGGAUUACAACGAUCCGAGAUAUGAUCUCACAGCUCAGAGUAUAAGAGAACACGACGAAGCUGAACGACUCAAAUGGAGAUGA
Molecule: messenger RNA, 1089 nt
Organism: Kwoniella mangroviensis CBS 8507
Lineage: Eukaryota; Fungi; Basidiomycota; Tremellomycetes; Tremellales; Cryptococcaceae
Exons: 1
Coding region: 1-1089 (362 amino acids)
Source: RefSeq, a predicted model, not a curated record